Molecule: messenger RNA, 3109 nt
Organism: Paramisgurnus dabryanus
Lineage: Eukaryota; Metazoa; Chordata; Actinopteri; Cypriniformes; Cobitidae
Product: inositol polyphosphate-5-phosphatase A-like
Biological process (GO): phosphatidylinositol dephosphorylation
Molecular function (GO): inositol-polyphosphate 5-phosphatase activity
Source: RefSeq, a predicted model, not a curated record
CCAGUGCGGGACCCACUCCGGCGGCGGCGCGUCCUCCCUAAACAAACCCAAACGAUGCGCGAACGGGCGAGUAGACACGCGUCGCGUUGAAACGAGCCAGAGAUCGCCGCGUGCCUCGGAUUAACGUUUCUCGGUCAUGACCGAGACGGAGUGACGCCGCGAGCACAGACCGCGCACUGGAUGCACUCGAGCAUGCGCUUGCCCAGCUGAUCGCGACGCUAAGCCGCAGCGUUGGACGCGACGAGCCCGUAUACUUGACUCUGAAACAGCGUUCAGUCCUCCGACGACUGAAAUAAUUACAUUCGCGCUGAUCUGAAGUCAGUAACGAUGGCGGGAAAGCUGACAGGAUCGGGCGCGGGGAUUCUGCUCGUCACCGCCAACGUGGGCUCUUUAUUUGAAGAUCCGGAGAACCUACAGAAGCCGUGGUUACAGGAGUUUUAUCAGACAGUCCAAGCACACAGACCGCACUUUGUGGCUCUUCACUGUCAGGAAGUAGGUGGGAAGAAUUAUGAAGGAUCUAUGAUGCAUGUGGACAGCUUUAUCAAAGAACUUCUGUCCAGUGAUGCUAUGAGAGACUUCAGCAGAGCUCGUGUGUACCUCGACAAGAACUACAAAUCCCAGGAGCAGUUUACAGCAUUGGGAUGUUGUUACUUCCUACACGAUUCCUUGAAAAACAUCCAGCAGUUUGAUUUCAAAGCCAAGAAGUUCAAGAAGGUGAUCGGUAAGGAGGUCAUUUCAGACACAUUGAUGAGCUGCUCUAUGCUGGAGAAAGAGAAGUUUCCUCAACAUUACUUUCCUGAGUGCAAGUGGUCUAGAAAAGGAUUCAUUAGGACCCGAUGGGCUUUUGCUGAUUGUUCCUUUGAUCUGAUUAAUAUUCACCUGUUCCACGACGCAUCCAAUUUGGUGGCAUGGGAGAAAAGUCCAUCAGUUUACUCAAGCACACGACAGAAAGCACUCAGCUUUGUUCUGGACCGGAUCUCAGAUCAGCGGUUUGAAAGACUGCCAUAUUUCAUCUUUGGUGACUUUAACUUCAGGUUGGACUCCAAGCGGGUAAUUGAGAGUCUUUGUUCCACGGCCACCAUGCAGACGGUGCAAGCGAAUGACAACGAUGCAGUCGACAAACUGAUUUUUAGAGAGUCAGACAAUGACCACAAGGUCGUCUUACAGCUGGAAAAGAAGUUAUUUAACUACAUUGAUCAGGAUGUUUUCCGGGAAAACAGUGGAAAGCGGCUUUUCGAGUUUGAUAAGGAGCUGUCGGUCUUUAAGGAUCGUCUACAUGAGCUGGAAAUAUCGUUUCCUCCCAGUUAUCCGUACAGUGAAGACUGCAGUCAGGCUAAACAGUACAUGAACACACGUUGUCCAGCGUGGUGUGAUCGUAUCCUCAUGUCAGCUUCAGCUAAAGAUCUGCUGGUGAAGCCAGAGAAUGAGGAGAAGUCAACAACAUAUGACAACAUAGGACCUGAUGUGUGUAUGGGGGACCACAAGCCUGUCUACCUGUUCUUCCGGUUAACCUCAGGAGCUGGGAAACACACAAAUAAGCACAAGUGUUGUGUAGUGCAGUGAUAUGCCAGGCGAGUGGUGCCAAAGGGUGGAGAAGAUUUCAUGAAAGGUCCCCUGUGAGAAACUCGGGUGGAUGGACACACACAUACACACACACACACACACACACACAGAGGACGACCCUGUAAAGACUCUUCAGCAGGACUGACCAGUCGCAUUUGUCACAGUGCAUGCAACACAUCCAUAGUAACAACACUUUGACUUCAUGAAUGCUUUAAUGUCACGAUCAUCAUGGACAUUUACUGAACGCACACACACAGACACACACACAGAGACACACACACACACACACACACACACACAAACGUCAGGUGGGAUUUUCCUCUGAAUGCAGAAGACAUUAUUCAUCUGUAACACCAUCAGACAUCAACAUCUCUCGUGUGUCGGCCUUCUUUCCAAAACUCUGAUCGAACAUCACAAACACUUUACAGAUUUUAAAAUGCAUAUGUGGAAAUUUUAGAUAUGCCGCCACAAAAUCUGAGCUACUUCCAUACAGUAUAUGUAAGAUGUUUUAAAAGUGCAAUGCAAAAAAUAUUGUUGUAUAUCUUAAGCUAUAGUUUAUUUGUACAUUGGACUAUGAUAUAUACUGUAGUGUUUCUCUCUGUUAAAAUAGACAUUAUAUUCUGUUUAUUUCUUUAGUUUACUUUUGUUUUGUUAUUCUCGUAACAAUCUGCCAUGCCUCAUACAACGGCCAAGUCUCAUUUUAUAUACUGUACCUUUUAAUAAGAUCAUUUAUAAUUUCUACCCAAAUUAAUUCUCAUAGAAAAAUGACUGCUUUAGGGUUUUGUCAGAUGAAAAACAUUUAAAUUGAUAUCAUCAUUAUCCAGAUAUUCAGCCAUUAUGAUUUAAAUAUAUAGCCAAUAUAAAGUUUCUUAUUUCUUUUAAGGUGUGUGCCAUAAACCAUAGGAUUAGAUAAGAGAGUUUGUUAGAGUAGUCUUGUUUGGUUAUUCAGUAAGAGUAUCGUUUUUAUUCUAACUUAUUUUUGUGUGAUAAUGUUAUGGUAUUGAAUGUGAUAUUUUAAAUAGGCUUGGGUAUCUUAAACUUUAGCUGUAUCUUUCUUUCUUUCUUUUUUAAUGAUGAUUUUGUCAUUAUGUUACUGUGCCAACUGUUAAAGACGACUACAGUUUGAAUUCUGAUAAUAACAUUGUGCAGUUUAGCUUUAAGAGAGAAAUCCUCUCACUUUAAGGACCAGGAGGAAAUGUUUAUACUUUAUAGUGUCCACGUUGCACAUUAAUGUAAUUCAUUACAAAUGCAUGGUUGUUUCAGAUAUGAAGUACUAGUAAUGGUAAUCUGUAGCAUGAACGCUGUAAAGUAUCUUUAAGGUUUCCUCUAUUGAUUUAAUUCACUACAGAGUUUCCCGGUGGCCUGAAUCCUUUAGAUUGAUUCUUGAUUUGUAAAUCACUUCUGUGGGAAUGAUUUUGUGUCUCCUGGCAGUGAUUUGGUCAAGACAAAACUGCUUGUUAACGCAGGUCAGCCGGUAGAAGUCACUCUUUUCUUGAAGCAGAUAGAGAUAUUAGAGCUCCAAAAGCAAUAAAACCAUUAGAAGUCA